Xenopus laevis (African clawed frog) is the source of this 1860-nucleotide messenger RNA. RefSeq names its product procollagen C-endopeptidase enhancer L homeolog (gene pcolce.L). Lineage: Eukaryota; Metazoa; Chordata; Amphibia; Anura; Pipidae. Gene Ontology annotation, molecular function: collagen binding; peptidase activator activity. Gene Ontology annotation, cellular component: extracellular region. Gene Ontology annotation, biological process: proteolysis. The record is from RefSeq and is marked provisional.
CGCAGACAUUCCCCGAGCAGCAUGAGUCCGACUCUCCUCCUCUGUCUGUCACUUGUACUGGGACUGUGCCGAGCUCAGAACUCUGACACCAACAACUACACCAGACCGGUGUUUCUAUGCGGCGGAGACUUCACGGGAGAUUCGGGGUUCAUUGCCAGCGAGGGAUUUCCAAAUAAUUACCCCCCUAACAAGAAAUGUCUGUGGAAAAUCACGGUGCCAGAUGGGCAUGUGGUUAUGCUCACGUUCCGACUGCUGGACAUGGAGGCAGAUCCCAGUUGCCGAUAUGACUACCUAAACAUUUACAAUGGGCACAGUGAGAAAGGUCAGAGGUUGGCCCGUGUCUGUGGAACGUUUCGCCCAGGAGCUCUUCUCUCUACCGGCCCACAAAUGAUGCUGGAGAUGGUCACAGAUGAGGGGACGGGAGGGCGAGGAUUUGUGGUUUGGUACACUGCUGGUUCCACCCAACCCACAGAGAGUCAGAUCUGUGGGGGGAAGCUUGAGAAGCCACAGGGAAGUAUAAACACACUCAACUGGCCGGAAAACAACUAUCCAAGUGGGACCAGCUGCUCCUGGCAUAUUGUGGCCCCAAAGGAAAAGGUGGUAGAAUUAUCAUUCGGGAAGUUUGAUGUUGAAGGGGACAGUUAUUGCCGUUACGACUACCUGGCCGUGUUUAACGGGGGACAAAGCGACAACACCCGGCUAAUCGGCAAAUUCUGUGGCGAUUCUCCACCGAAAACUAUUUACUCUGAUGGCAAUGAAAUGCUGGUCCAGUUUGUGUCGGAUCUCAGCGUGACGGCUGAUGGAUUUGCAGCAAACUACAGGAUGAGGGACGCCUCAGACGUGCCAAAGACCAAGCCAACUUCCAAACCUACAUCCACUGGUGCUACAGACAAAAAGGCACCUCUGGAUACCAAGCUCAGUAAAAAACCCACAGCCAAGCCCAUCCUCAAGACCACUGCCAAGCCCAUCCUCAAGACCACAGUCAAGCCCACCAUGAAAGCAAAGCCCACUAAAGCUGAGAAACUUGCAACCACUCCAAAGCCCAAAACCAAGCCAACCAAACUGCCCAAGAGCCCAGGUUCUUCAUCGGCUGUUAAGUGCCCUCUAAAGUGCAGGAAAUCUGGAUCCCUUGGAAGUCACUACUGCGCCAAUCAGUUUGUGGUGACAGGGACCGUGAACGCUCUGACGCAGGGAGAUUCGGAGAAGUCGCUCCUGGCAACAGUCACCAUCAUCAAAACCUACAAGGUUGAAGGUCUGAGCAUCCAAGGAUCGGGAAAGACCAUGAGCAUCAAGGUUAUCAAUGAGUGUCCCAAGUGUCCAAUCCUGAAGAAAGGUUCCAGUUACCUGUUCAUGGGAGAGGUCAAUGCUGAGGGACAGGGCAGGAUCGUUCCGGAGAGUUUUGUCAUUGGCUACAAAGUUGCUCAACAUCAGUUCCUUACGGCCAUUUCCAAGAAACCCUGCUAAGGACCUCACAUCGGUCAAGAUAGUCCUGUCUGGGUUCCUUAUAACCGACAACAUUGUGGUGCUGGACUUACAUAGCCUCCCUGGCAAUAAGCUGCUCUUCAGGAACCUAGGUUGUCCAACAUUAUUCUCUUGCAUAUUGCUCAUUGUCAUAUUAUGUUCUACAACCCCCACCCCAAACAUCAUCUCCCACACUGUCCCCCUUUCUGUGCCCUUCUUCUCUCCUCUCUGCCCCAUGUCUUUGUUUCUUCCUUUGCUGCUUCUGUUCCUACUGUUGCUCUGCUUCUUCUUUCCUUCAAAAGUCUUUUAUUCUCUCCUUCCUGCCCCAGUUCUCUUCUUACUUUAAUCCCUCUGUCCUCUGUCUCCCAUGGAUUAGAACAAUAAAAAGCUUAGACUGGU